AUGGCGGCCAAUCCGCUCGGGGCAGCUGCCCCUUCGCAUGCCCAGUCCUCACUCCCGUCCCUGCCUCAGCAUCUUCAAACGGACACCCAGUUGACCGCUCAUCUUGCCAGUCGAGGGCCCGAUGGGCUCAAGGAAGGAAGCGCCAUGGGAGAAGCGGAAGAUUUGGCUAAACGAGCUUGGACACGUCUUGGGUCAAGAGGCGAAAACCAAGCUGUUGUCUUUCUCGGUGAAUCUGGCUCGGGCAAGACGACGAUACGAUCACACCUUCUAUCUUCAUUGCUUUCCUACUCGUCAACCCCAUUAUCUACGAAGCUAUCCCUUGCCGCAUUCGUGUUCGACACCCUGACAACCACAAAAACUGUCACCACUCCAACAGCAUCCAAAGCCGGUUUGUUCUUCGAAUUACAAUAUGACGGCUCCUCCACUGUAAAUCCAACCCUCAUUGGCGGAAAGCUUUUGGAUCACCGGCUAGAAAGAAGUCGAAUAGCGUCAGUUCCUACCGGAGAACGUAGCUUUCACGUUUUAUAUUACCUUUUGGCGGGUACAAGCCCAGCUGAAAGGACGCAUUUGGGACUCGAUAGCUCUGGCGAAGUUCUUUCGAGCGGACCCAACAAGCGGUCGUCAGGCCAGGCUGCACAUAAACGCUGGCGGUAUCUGGGCCAUCCUACUCAGCUAAAAGUAGGUAUUAACGACGCAGAAGGUUUCCAGCAUUUCAAAACUGCUUUGCGCAAGCUGGAAUUUCCCCGAAGCGAAAUUGCGGAAAUCUGCCAGAUUCUUGCCAGUAUCCUGCACAUUGGCCAGCUCGAAUUCACGACUGGUCAAGCAACGAGAACGGGCGCUGAUGAGAGUGGUGGCUACUCACAUGAGGGCGGCGAAACAGUCACAGUUGUCAAAAACAGGGACGUUCUCAGCAUCCUUUCAGCUUUCCUCGGUUUAAGCGUAGAUGAACUUGAGACCAGUCUAGGGUACAAGACAAAAACAAUCCACAAGGAACGGGUGACCGUUAUGCUUGAUCCCAAGGGUGCUCGAGCAAAUGCCGACGGAUUUGCGCGAACGCUCUAUGCCCUUCUUGUUGCCUACGUGAUCGAGAACAUUAACCAACGAGUUUGCGCUACUGAGGAUGCCAUUGCCAACACGAUAUCUAUCGUUGACUUCCCUGGGUUUGCACAAGCAUCCACAACCAAUUCAACGUUGGAUCAACUGUUGAAUAAUGCUGCAACUGAGUCUCUCUAUCAUUAUUGCUUACAGAACUUCUUUGAACGCAAGGCAGAUAUGCUAGAAACGGAAGAAGUCAAUGUCCCGGCGACAAGUUAUUUUGAUAACUCUGAUGCUGUCAAAGGCCUUUUAAAACAUGGCAACGGACUCCUCUCAAUUCUGGACGAUCAAACCAAACGCGCCCGGACGGACAUGCAGUUUCUCGAAAGUAUCCGGAAGCGAUUUGAGAAUAAAAACUCGGCCAUCGCAGUUGGUAGCUCUACUGCAAUUCUCCCUGGUAGUAACUUUGCUACACAAAAUGCUGCAGCUGUCUUCACAGUGAAGCAUUUUGCUGGAGAAGUUGAUUAUCCUGUUAAGGGUCUCAUCGAGGAAAAUGGUGACCUUGUAUCCGGAGACCUACUAAACCUCCUUAACUCAACAAAGAGUGGCUUUGUCCGGGAGCUUUUUGGUCAAGAAGCCUUGCAAAUGAUCCGCCACCCGAAAGAGAAAAAUGCUAUCAUGCAAGCCCAACCCAAUGAUAGACGAAUCGCCAAUCAAUUUGACAGCAAAUGUGUUCGGACCCAAGUGCAAACGCUCGGGAUCGCGGAAAUCAGUCAGCGUCUCCGAAACGCUGAUUUCUCAGUAUUCUUACCGUUUGCUGAGUUUCUCGGGUUGGCGGAAGCUGAAUCUGUUAUCGUUGGCAGUGACAAGGAAAAGUCACAGCUCAUCGUGGACGAAAAACGAUGGCCAACAAACGAAGCCUGCAUCGGAAGUACGGGCGUCUUCCUUAGUGAAAGGUGCUGGGCGGACCUAGCUAGAAUUGGCGAGCGGGUUCAUCCAAGUUACAGUGGGGGAGGCACUGAUGAUGGCAGAGAUAACCUGCUACAUGUUGGCGGCAACCUUAACGGUGAUUCCAAAGUCCGCCUCCUACCUUCCGGAGAUUCCACCCCUGGAGCAUUUAUCUACGGAGAUGAUAAGCAAGGCUAUUUUGGGAGCCGAGAAUUGGAUGCCCGCUCCGACGCCGGCGCAUCUGCGUUCAACUCAGGCGAUAUGUUUAAGAAUCUGGAAACUCGGGAGCAAAUGGCGGAGCGAAGCAAUGAGAAACAGAUGGUUGAAGUUGAGGAUGUCAUUGUCUCUGGAAGUCGCAAACGUUGGCUUGCGCUAGUCUACCUGCUCACUUUCUACGUUCCUGACUUUAUGAUCAGAUUGGUCGGAAGAAUGAAAAGGAAGGAUGUCCGUAUUGCCUGGCGUGAGAAGUUUGCCAUCAAUCUUCUUAUCUGGUUGAGCUGUGGCUUUGUGGUUUUCGUCAUUGUUUUGUUUCCACGCUUGAUUUGUCCUACACAGCACGUUUAUUCCGCUGCGGAACUUUCAUCUCACGAUGGGAAAGACAACCACGCCGCAUAUACAGCCAUCCGCGGAGAGGUUUUUGACUUAGGGUCGUUCAUACCUGCUCAUUAUCCAGGUAUUGUUCCUGAGCAAAGUCUGCUAAAAUACGCCGGCAUUGAUGCCACACAUUUAUUCCCCGUACAAGUCUCUGCUCUAUGCAAGGGAAAAGGCGGUGACAAAAAGCGCAUUGACCCUUCAGUAUUAUUCGACUUUACACCCACGAACAUAUCGGGUUCUGCGAGUGUUGUUCGUGGGAAUGACCAGAACUUUCAAUACCAUGACUUCCGAGCCUUCACCAAUGAUACUCGUCCGACUUGGUACGCUCAAAAAAUGCGAUACCUACGAGCCAACUAUAAAAAGGGGGAGCUUGGCUACACCAUGCAGCACCUUAAAACCCUCUCUGAAAAGUCGCAGUACAUAGCAGUUUUAAAAGGAACAGUCUAUGACCUUACCAACUACAUGGCUGGAGGUCGUUACACCAAAGGACCGGAUGGCAAGCCGAAGCCUGGUGUCGAUGUUGAUUUCUUGGACUCGGGAGUUGUCCAACUGUUUCAGCAAAAGUCCGGACAUGAUAUAACAGAGUUCUUCAACAGACUUCCUCUGAGUACCACGCAACGUUAUGAUAUGGAAGUUUGCCUAAACAAUCUCUUCAAGGUUGGGCAAGUAGACACCAGAAACUCGACACAAUGCCUUUUCUCUCAAUAUUUUGUUCUUGCUAUUUCAGCUCUACUUGCUAGUAUCAUUGGCUUCAAAUUUCUGGCCGCAUUGCAAUUCGGAAGAAAAAACAUCCCCGAAAAUCUCGAUAAAUUCAUCAUUUGCCAGGUACCGGCCUAUACCGAAGACGAAGAGUCUUUGCGCCGUGCAAUGGAUUCUAUGGCUCGGAUGAAAUAUGAUGAUAAGCGGAAACUGCUCGUGGUUAUUUGCGAUGGUAUGAUCAUUGGACAAGGGAACGAUCGACCCACACCUCGAAUUGUUCUUGAUAUCCUUGGUGUCCCAGAUACUGUUGACCCAGAACCAUUGAGCUUCGAAAGCUUAGGAGAAGGUAUGAGACAACACAACAUGGGCAAAGUUUACUCUGGCCUAUAUGAAGUGCAAGGUCACAUCGUUCCGUUUUUGGUGGUUGUCAAAGUUGGCAAGCCAUCUGAAGUUUCUCGACCUGGUAACCGUGGAAAGCGUGACUCCCAAAUGCUUUUGAUGCGCUUCCUCAACCGUGUUCAUUACAAUGCACCAAUGAGUCCUCUUGAAUUGGAGAUGCACCACCAAAUUCGCAAUAUCAUUGGAGUUAAUCCAACGUUCUAUGAAUUUAUCCUACAGGUCGAUGCCGACACUGUCGUUGCUUCAGAUUCCGCUACACGGAUGGUGGCCUCUUUCCUGGCUGAUACUAGAGUGAUCGGGCUUUGUGGAGAGACGGCACUUAACAAUGCUAAAUCUUCAAUGAUUACUAUGAUUCAGGUUUACGAAUACUGGAUCUCUCACAAUUUGACCAAAGCGUUCGAAAGUCUUUUCGGUUCCGUGACUUGCUUGCCUGGUUGUUUCACCAUGUUCCGCAUUCGUGCAGCUGAUACAGGCAAGCCACUGUUUGUCAGCAAAGAGGUCGUGGAUUCUUAUGGAGAGAUACGCGUUGAUACCCUUCACAUGAAGAAUUUGCUCCAUCUGGGAGAAGACCGUUACCUCACCACCUUGCUCCUGAAACAUCACCCGAAAUAUAAGACCAAAUAUAUUUUCAAUGCCCAUGCUUGGACCAUCGCUCCUGACAGCUGGGCUGUCUUCUUGUCGCAACGCCGCAGAUGGAUCAAUUCCACAGUCCACAACUUGAUCGAGCUUAUUCCUCUUCAGCAACUUUGCGGGUUUUGCUGCUUCAGUAUGAGAUUCGUUGUCUUCGUGGACCUCCUGAGUACAGUUAUCCAACCAGUUACCGUCGCUUACGUUGUUUAUCUCAUCGUCCUCGUAUCAUUGAAUCCUGGGCUGGUUCCGGUUACAGCGUUCAUUCUACUCGGUGCAAUUUACGGUCUACAAGGUCUGAUUUUCAUCCUCCGCCGUCUUCCUCUCUAUGCGUUUUGGCAUAUGGAUGACUUCACCUGGGGUAACACGCGUAUUGUCACUGGCGAAAAAGGUCGUAAAAUCGUUAUCACGGACGAAGGAAAAUUUGACCCUGCUUCCAUCCCCAAGAAGAAGUGGGAAGAAUAUCAAGCCGAACUUUGGGAAGCUCAAACCCACCGUGAUGACCAGUCAGAGGUGUCCGGAUACUCCUAUCGAACAAAAUCAUACCACCCAGCAAUGUCAGAAUACGGAUACCCUGCUGCAAGACCAGCUUCUCAGCUCGACUAUAACCGCCAUUCUCGAAUGUCGUUACCUGCCUCUGAACUCCUCGGUCGUAACUCGGAUCUAGAAUUGACAGACUUUUCUGGCCUUCCCACCGAUGACGCAUUAUUGGCGGAAAUCAGAGACAUUCUGAGGACCGCUGAUUUGAUGACAGUUACGAAGAAGAGCGUCAAACAAGAGCUUGAACGGAGAUUUAAUAUUAAUCUUGAUGCAAAGCGAGCUUAUAUUAAUUCUGUAAAGCGGUUUUUUCCCAUUUUGACGCAGUUUAAAAACUAUGUGAGUGCUGCUGUUGCUUCUAGGGACCUGACUGCUGUUAAUCAUUGGAUGCAAAUCAUGGUGCCACUAGGACAUCCGGAAUGGAAAUGA
This is a messenger RNA of Uncinocarpus reesii 1704, 5268 nucleotides long. Its product is annotated as chitin synthase 6. Bases 1 to 5268 code for a protein of 1755 amino acids. The record is from RefSeq and is a predicted model, not a curated record. The transcript has 8 exons. NCBI's taxonomy places the organism in Eukaryota, Fungi, Ascomycota, Eurotiomycetes, Onygenales, Onygenaceae. Gene Ontology annotation, cellular component: cell periphery; myosin complex; cell septum. Gene Ontology annotation, molecular function: ATP binding; chitin synthase activity; cytoskeletal motor activity.